AGAAGGCACCCAAGAGAGCCCCAAACUGCACUCCAAGCCAGGACUCCAGAAUCCAGAAUACACGAAAUGCCAAAGAAUGACAAAUGCAAACUGCACAACAGAGAACAGAGGAAUCAUCUACAUGCUGCUGGCCAUAUCUGUGUUCUUAAAGAUGCUUUCAUGUAUGAAAGUCCAGCUGAAAUAGCAACUCUGACCUCCACAGACAAGUUUGAUGCAGCCCUGGCCAUUCACCUCUACAAAGCAGGCAGACUGCUGCAAGGGAGCAGAAUUCCUUUCGGAAUCAUCUUUGGUGGCACAGAUGUAAAUGAAGAUCUCAAAUGUACAGAGAAACGCCAGGUCAUGGGAGCAGUGCUGGAGGAAGCCAGGUUUGCAGUGGCUUUCACAGUGGAGAUGAAGGAGCUGGCAGCAGCAGAAUGGCCAGAUGCUAGGAAGAAAAUCUACGUCCAAAGCCAAGGAAUUAAGACUACACCCAGUGCAACAUUUGACUGGUACAGAUUUCUACAAAAUGCAGGCAUUCCUGCAGACACAGACAGUUUGCAUCUGUUCCUUUUGGUGUGUGGGCUCCGAAGAGUCAAAGACCCUCUGUACUUAGUGGAGGUUUUCUCAGACUGGCACAGAAGGGAUUCCAGUGUCCAUCUGGGCAUUAUUGGACCUGCAGUUGACCCAGUUUUUACCUGUGAAGUUAAGGAGAAAGUUAAAAGGGCUGCUGGGGUGCACGUGCUGCAGGAGCUGCCCCAGGAGGAGCUGCAGGCUGCUGUCUGCAGGUGCUGUGCCCUGGUGAACAGCUCCAUCUCAGAGGGGAUGUCUGCUGCCAUCCUGGAGGCAAUGGAUUUAGAUAUUCCAGUGCUGGCAAGGAACAUUCCUGGGAAUGCAGCAAUAAUAAAACACAAGGAAACAGGACUGCUGUUCUCAACUCCCCAGGAGUUUGUUGUGCUGUCCAAGAGUUUAAUGAACGACCCCAUUAUGAAAAAGGAAAUUAUAACAAGGGCCAAAGACUAUGUGAAGAAACACCAUUCCUGGGAAGGUGAAAGGAAAACCUACCAGGACCUUGUGCUGAGACUGCAGUGAGUUGCAGGACUCCAGC
Ficedula albicollis (Collared flycatcher) is the source of this 1084-nucleotide messenger RNA. It is a transcript of the gene GLT1D1, whose product is annotated as glycosyltransferase 1 domain containing 1. NCBI's taxonomy places the organism in Eukaryota, Metazoa, Chordata, Aves, Passeriformes, Muscicapidae. The transcript is spliced from 13 exons. The record is from RefSeq and is a predicted model, not a curated record. Gene Ontology annotation, molecular function: glycosyltransferase activity. Bases 67 to 1068 code for a protein of 333 amino acids.